Molecule: messenger RNA, 5137 nt
Organism: Acipenser ruthenus (sterlet)
Lineage: Eukaryota; Metazoa; Chordata; Actinopteri; Acipenseriformes; Acipenseridae
Product: protein FAM193B-like
Exons: 10
Coding region: 206-3094 (962 amino acids)
Cellular component (GO): nucleus; cytoplasm
Source: RefSeq, a predicted model, not a curated record
UUCCCCUCCCUGUAAAGCGAACUGACGCCGUUUUGCCAGCACUCAGGUGACCCCUGAACUCUCGGGUUUUGCCAGGAGUCCGCCAUAUUGACUGUUGUGUCUUAGCCCGAGAAACCAGGCAAGGCUGGUGCAACCGAAAGUGUGUAUUUUUGCCAAGGAUAAACUGGUACAAACUAGGCUGAAGGGAUUCAGAGAGACUUGGAGUAUGGCCAGGAAAAAAAACAAGCAAAUGGGAGCCGUCAGCAAGGAGCCGAUAGCAGGGCAAGAGAGCCUCGCUAAGACUAGCACCCUCUCUCCCGGCGAUGCAGCUGGCGGUGGCGGAGAUGUAGCAGUGGACCGGCUGCCCAAGACGAAUCAGCCUCUGCCCGUCGGCACUGCCUCUGCCCAGUCCAUGCACACCUGCUGCCUGCUGUGCCACCGCGAGCGCAAGGAAUGGGGCACGAGCCCUGCCAACGGGCUGCCUGGCUCCGGAGUGGUGCCAGCGCUCUCGCAGGCCCUGCUGGGAGAGGAGCAGGCAGGCAGGACGGUGCCGGAUGCCAUGCCGUCGCUGUCUCAGAGCCUGCUGGGAGAGGUGCCCCUGUGGAUCUGCCAGAGCUGCCGGAAGAGUGUGGAGGAUGAGGAGAGAAGGGCAGCGCAGGAGCAGGCUCUCGCAGUGUCCCUUUCACACUCCUCCUGUAAGACGCAGAGCUGUGGGAACGGAUAUCCGGAUCACGGCAGCUCUGUGGACUGGGACCCCAGCUCCUUCCUGUCUGCCCACAAGCUCUCGGGGCUGUGGAACUCGGCACACACGAAUGGGGGAGCGCACUGUAACCACACGGCUGCCGCGCACACACAGCAGGGCGGUACGGCGGGACCAGCCUGCCAUGAAAAAAGACCUUCUCAUGAGGCUCCUGGCAAAGCCGCAAAGCCUGCUGGGACCAAGGUGUGUCCUUACAGUCACCCAGUAUCCCAGAAUUCCAGUGGGGCGGCUCCCAGCUCUCCCCUCUCUACCUCCUCUGAUCUGUGCAAGACCACCCCCAAGCACUUCAAGACCAUGUGCCGGAGACCCACGCCUCCAGGCGAAGCCUUCCACUCAUCAGAGCACCAUCAGCACUCGGACCUAGCAGUGCCGCCCAACAGUCCCACGGGGCUCUCUUCCCAGCAUUCCUCUCUGCUGCCGCCCAGACAAGCGCCCAGCCAGCAUGUGCAUGCGACCUCGCCUGGCUCGGGGUCAGCCACGCAUGCUCCUUUCUCCCCUCUGGUACCAAACGUUCAUGUGCCAGUAUCCAAGAUAGCGGCUGGGCCGGACAGUCCCGUCUCUUUACACAAGCCCGGGGCGUGCAAGAACGCUCACGUUCCACCGGCCAACACACCGCACACCAAAAUGGCAGCACCCCCUACUGGAUGCAGUCAUCCCUGCAGUGGGCACUGCAAUGGGACCAGCGCAUCUCCUAGCGUGGCACAUUUACCCUCCGGAGGCUGCAGGGACCAGGCAUGCAAAGGGCACAAGCAGGUGAACGGGAUGGCCUGCCACCCGCCCUGUGAGCUGGAGGAGGGGCUGUGCGAGGACGAGGACAGCAGCUCCGAGAGAAGCUCCUGUGCUUCGUCCUCCACCAAUCAGAAGGACGGGAAGUACUGCGACUGCUGCUACUGCGAGUUCUUUGGACACAACGCGCCCCCUGCCGCCCCAACGAGCCGGAACUACGCAGAGAUCCGAGAGAAGCUGCGCUCACGGCUGACCCGGCGCAAAGAGGAGGUGCCACAGCAGCCGGACUCGGACCCGGCUGAGCCCAGUGCCAUCGACCAUCGCGAUGUCAACGAGCUACUGGACUUCAUCAACAGCAACGAGCCCAAACCUGUCAACAGCGCCAAGGCUGCCAAGCGUGCCCGCCACAAACAGAAGAAGAAGGAGAUGGAGAAGGUUCAGCAGUGCAGCGUGGAGCCCCCAAGGCCUGACCUGUGCUCCUCUCCUCCAGGGCAGCAGGCAGUGGGGGCUGUGACGGGGGAGAGCGGCCGGCUGCUGGAGUGGCCUCAGCUGGAGCUGGAGCGGGUGAACAGCUUCCUGACGAGCCGGCUGGAGGAGAUCAAGAACACCAUCAAGGACUCGAUCCGCGCCUCCUUCAGCAUGUACGACCUCAACCUGGACGUCAACGACUUCCCCAAGAAAGCUGCCACCCUGGAGAGCAACCGCCUGCUGUCACACCUCAACGGCACCUCCGAGCUGCAGCAGAUUGACUUGGACCUGUCCCCGCUGACCCUGGGCAGCCUGAAGAACCACCUGGUGAACGGCAGGGAGGAGCUGGGCUCAGCGGACAGCCCCGUGGCCAGUGAUGUCCGACGGCUCAACGCCACGCCCAGCCUCUCUAAACUGAUCCGGGUGCGCUCGCCGGAGAGGAAUGGGAGUGCCAACACCGGCACCUCCCCAGCACCACCACCACCGGGCACCACCACCGCCACCAAGGAGGAAUGCCCAGACCCCAAAGAUACAGCAGCUGCAGGAGCUGGCAAUGGCAAGCAGAGGAAAGGCAAGAAGCAGCAGCAACAGCAGCAGCAGCAGUCCAAGACCCUGAAGCCUGAACCCCAGAAAACAAAGGAGACGCAAGCCAGGGUAUCGGGGUCCGGAAGUAGCUCCAAAGUGGCCUCAAAACAAUCGGCCCAAGCCCUGCCCAUGGUGGUGGAGCCCCACAAGGGCCAAGCGGUCCAAGGCAGGAGGCCUGAAGAAAGCAAGGGGAACCGGCAAGGGCAGAACGGGGCCUUUGAUGCGGGCGGCUGCAGGCAGCUAGAGAGGAACAAUGGAGGGCCCCAGGAUAUGAAAAAUGGCCCCAGAGUGGAGCUUGAGCCCGAGACAAGGGCCCACACCCCUGCAUCAACAGGCUCCCAGCAGCCCAAGGGAAAGAGCAAAAAGAACAAGAACAAGGCGGACAAGUCCAGCACUUCUGUCGAUGAUGUGUUUCUCCCCAAAGAUCUGGAUGGGACUGAAAUGGAUGAAAUUGACCGGGAGGUGGAAUACUUCAAGAGGUUUUGCCUGGAUUCUGCCAAACAAACGCGACAGAAAGUGGCGGUGAACUGGUCCAACUUCAGCCUGAAGAAGGUUCAUUCAAAUGCAGCUCAGUGAGGUGGAGGUUUCGCGAGCAGAGAGCGCCCAGAAUUCACACCCUCCACAAUAUCCCAACACGACAGUCUGAUUGAAGACAGAUCUGCCGCCGGCACUUACUGCACAGUGGACAAGAGCAGCUCCAGCCCGCAUCCUCCUCCUCCUCCUCCUCCUCCUCCUACACAAACAUGCAACACAGCUGCUUCAGCUCCUAAUGACUUGAGUUACCCCACUACCCCGUAACCCCAGGGUUUUAUCAAUUCGUAUUCAGACUCCGAGCAACACUUCCUGUCAGUGCAGCCUGCCCCGGGGUCAGGACUGGAUUAACUGACCUACACUAGAUACCUGCUUCUACUAUUGUAUUGUCCUUCCUGUCUAGGAGUUUGCAGCACAGGGAUGCAGGGUCCUAGUGCACUAGGUGUAGUGUAGCAGGGUCUCGUUUUAAAGCAAAUGCAAAGGCACGUUUCCAGAGAGGCAUGAAAUCCUUUUCCUAGUAUCCACCUGACAUGAAACCGCGCCUCUGCAAGUUGUUUCUUGUUUGCUUUUAUGCCUUUGCAAAUGUUUUAUUCCUUUCAGAAAACGUGUCGUGCACUUUCUGCAAAAAAAAGAGCCUGUACUGUGUGUUUUUUUUCUUGGCCGUGUCGGCACUUUUUCCAAGCGGAGAGCAGACUGUUCUGGUUCUAAUUCAGCAUUCAGGCUGGUAAAAUAAUUCAUAUCCAUGGUUAUUAAAAAGAAAAAAAAUAAUUAUUCUUGAAAAGACAGUAAGAUAUAAGAUAAAAAACCAAAAAGGGUGUCGCAGUCCAUUCAGCUGUGACUGGAAGAAAACAGAGAAACUGCCACCCUUUCCUCACCUGUAACCAUAUAUUUGUGUUGCUGGUAUUGUCUAUUAAAGAUUUGUCUCCAAAAGCCAGCGCCAUCUGCUGGUUACACUGAGGUACUCCAAACCAUUGCUGAUCUAGACAGAACAAAGUUUAAGGAUCUCCGUGAUUAGAAACUUUUAACAACGACAUCAAAUAUCAGUGUAAACUGCUGUUUGUGCCAGACUGUUAGUGACACACAAUCAAGUUUCUAUUCUAAUAUAGUUUGUGCGAUGGACACGCACAACAAUAGCAAUCUCACUUCCUUGUGCAGCCUUUAAAUACAUGGCAAAAAAAAAGAAGUGACAUUAAAUUAAAAGCAUAUCGAUUUAAAUAAUAAUAAUAAAACAAAAAUACAUUUAAAUAAUUGCGGAACUAAACAAAGCAUGGAAUAAUUUUUAUUCUAAACAAUUUUAGAAUUGAGAAUUUUUUUUUUUUUCCUGAUAUGAUUUGUGGAAUUGGAGCGUUUAAUAUGCAUUGUUGCUGCACAGCCCCCUCAAUUCCAGUGUUCUGGGCUCUUAUCUGAGUUUGCUGUACAACCCUGUAAUCAUCGUCGUCUUUCAUUUUUGUACUUCAGUACAGUGAUGCAACUAACCGUUUCUAAUGCAACCCACAGUAGCCUCAAGAACUGCUUUGUAUGAAGCUUCAAUGCACUUGCUGUGCUGUGUCCUCCCUUACAGGAGCUGCCCUGUAGCACUGCAGUGUCCAGCCCUGCUUUCUAGCACAGCUGUGUAGAUUUAGCACUGACAAUGCUCUCCUAUUACUGUACUGCUUUCAUCAAAUGUUUCUUAGUGGGGGACCCAGUCCCUGAAAUGUUAUGUGGGGUAACAAGACUGUCACAGAUGUGCUGCUGCUGCUGCAGCCGCUGCUCCUUUCUCUGUUGUAGCUGGGUGCCCCUCUGGGACACUGGGUAGGUUAUAUGGGGUAUUUCACAAAUGCUUUCUGAUUCUGACAUGAAUGAGAUGUAAUUUUUUUUUUUUUUUUUUUUUUUGUGUUUCAUAUUUUACAAGAUCUCUGGUGCUGUCCAGGUUAUAUUAAACUACGAGACAAUAUCUUAAAGUUUGGAAUGUAGGUUUAUACUGUACCAUUAAGGGCCAAGUGUAUGUUGGCUUCUCCUGGUUUUUUAUUAUUAUUAUUCACUUUUGAUACUGUGAAAGAAUCUUUCAUUCCGAAAGAUUUUAAAAAUACAGUUUUGACUAAAGAAAAA